CACAGAUCCAGCCUCUCCACGCCGCUGUCUUUCCAUCAGAUUUUCUCCUUCUCUUUCUUUCACACUGGAAUGAAUGUGACGGCUGCCUCUCAUCACUGGCUGUUACUGCGAGGAGAAGAAGGGAUCCUCCUGGUCUGAGAGGACCUCUCUCAAACACAAAGCCAGGAUAACUAGCGGCUCACCAGAGUUCAGGAAAACCCACCAACCUACCGGGGGACACCAUGGAAGCCCCUCUUGUGUGUUUGGAUGAAGAGUUUGAAGACCUCCGGCCCUGCCGGUUGGAAGAGCAGGACCAUUUAGGUCUGAACCACUCCUCCUACUCCACCACCACCGUCCCGCUGGCGUCCAUCACCCGCGAGGACUUUUCUGAGCUGGAGAACUUCUCUGAGAUGAUGAGCUUCAAGUCAAUGGAGGACCUGGUCAAUGAGUUUGAUGAGAAACUCAACGUCUGCUUCCACAACUACAACACAAAAACCGAAGGCUUGGCGCCGAUUCGUAACCAGUCCCACAACCAGGAGGAUGAGGAACGGCUGCAGGAUGAAGACGUGUGGGACGCUCUAACUGACAACUACAUCUCCAGCUGGGACGGCCCAAACUCAGAGGGGCUGAACGGAAACCUCUCUGACCACGAGAUCCAUGAAAAAGAGGAGGAGGAAAUGAAUGAGAAGAACGAGAACGCCAACUGCUUGAAUGAGGAGCCUCUGAUUACUGCAGAUCAGGUAAUCGAGGAAAUCGUUGAGAUGAUGGAGAACUCUCCAGAUCCUGGUGAAACGGAGGAGGAGGAUGAGGAGGAGAGCAGCCUCUGCUCCUCCAGGACCAACCCCUCCCUGCUGGAGGAGAUCAGGCAGCUGUCUCUGGCCUCCAACAGCAACUGCUCCUAUGAAGGCCUCAGCUGCAUGCCGAGCUCCGCUCUUGUUGAACUGCUGCACCGCGUGGAAGCCGCCAUCCGCGAGUUCUCCGAGGAGCUGGUCAACCAGCUGGCUCGGCGGGAUGAGCUGGAGUUUGAGAAGGAGGUGAAGAAUACGUUCAUCACGGCUCUGAUGGAGGUGCAGAACCGGCAGAAGGAGCAGCGGGACAACAGCAAACGCAAACGCCGUGACAAGGCCCUGAGUCUGCAGGGGGGGGCGGUGUCCUCCAACGGGGGGAACACCGGCACCAUGCCGGCCAAGCGGUUCAGCAUGGAGGGCCUUUCCAACAUCCUGCAGACGGGCAUCAGACAGACGUUUGGAAGCACAGGAAAUGAGAAGCAGUAUCUGAACACCGUGAUUCCGUAUGAGAAGAAGACCACCCCUCCAUCUGUGGACGACCUCCAGAUGCUCACAAAGAUUCUCUACGCCAUGAAGGAGGACAGUGAGAAGGUACCGACUCUCCUCACUGACUACAUACUGAAAGUCCUCUGUCCCACCUAAGGAACCAUCCAUCCAGGCACCAUGGUGUGACCCGGAAAUCAGCCCCAGAACCUUCCUCCCGUCUGGCCCAGUCUGCAUGAGCUCCCCUCGUUUUCAGCCAUGGAUCGCCACCAUCCUCAUUAUCGCCUCCAUCUAAACUACAACUACUGCCUCCUGCUGAGCUCACCUCCUCCUUUCCUGCACAUUGUUUUCCGGCCGGACACCAAGAUGGCCGCCGCCUGGCUAGCAGCUGGGAUGGCCUAAUCCCACUUUUACAGGACUUCACUAACGGAGCAUGACGUUCUGGUUAACGAUCACAAAGAUCACUUUGGUGCAGGGAUCCAGCUCCAGAUUUCACUUGUCUUAACUUCAUAUCUAGUAUUUUAUUUAUUAUGUGUUGAUAGUUUUUCACUGACUUCAUUAACAAGCAAUGAUUGUUCUGUUGGCCACAGAUCUUCUGUCAUCCGUAUGAAACUCAGUGUAAAAGUGAUUCAUAAGAAUCUGAAAGCCAUGCACCUCCUUCUGCCAGCUCAGUACUGUAGGAUGAGAAGAACACACUACUAUUACGGGUGCAGUGCAUUACUAGGCUUCUGUCUCAAUGAAUAUCCAGUGCUCUUCAAACCUUUUUUUAUUGUAUUUAUUUCAUUUAUUUUGAAAUAUUAAUAUAUCUAUUCUGUUGUACAUGUUUUUCUUUUGUUCACUGUAACAUCAGAGCGUGUUGUUUCCGCUCUCCACAGGGACGAGUAAAUCUGUGAUUCUUUUUUUAUUUUGUUGACUGAAGAAAACAAUUUUAAUAACACUGUAUGGAUUUACAUAUUGGCCUAUUUCUUACUUCUAUUGCCCCCAUGUAGAUGAAUGUUACAUUGCUUAAUUGCUAAUUCUAAUAAACUUCUACCCUUAA
Messenger RNA from Cyprinodon tularosa, 2289 nucleotides. RefSeq names its product fasciculation and elongation protein zeta 1 (zygin I) (gene fez1). The transcript is spliced from 10 exons. Gene Ontology annotation, cellular component: cytoplasm; axon. Bases 222 to 1409 code for a protein of 395 amino acids. Lineage: Eukaryota; Metazoa; Chordata; Actinopteri; Cyprinodontiformes; Cyprinodontidae. The record is from RefSeq and is a predicted model, not a curated record.